Oncorhynchus keta (chum salmon) is the source of this 2624-nucleotide messenger RNA. RefSeq names its product ubiquitin domain-containing protein 1-like. The coding region runs from base 1032 to 1742 and encodes 236 amino acids. The transcript is spliced from 4 exons. Gene Ontology annotation, molecular function: protein binding. NCBI's taxonomy places the organism in Eukaryota, Metazoa, Chordata, Actinopteri, Salmoniformes, Salmonidae. The record is from RefSeq and is a predicted model, not a curated record.
UUCUUGGGGUGGGAUAGACAUGGGCUGUGGGGGGUCUGUGGGUGGCUUUUGACAAUUCUUUUGGAUUCCUCACGUUUGGUCCAAGGUGGAUGUUGAGUACUAUUUUUAUUGAAUAUUAUCUGAAACCGAGCAAUUAAAUUGGCCAAUUUGGGUGCAAUCAAUUAGCUUAACUUGUCUGAGAUAAAAAUAGCAUUUCAACAGAAUGCAAAUCUUACCUGUUUCUAACGACAGAAACCAUUUCAUAACAAUCUGAGAUGGUGACUGUUGAAAAGACAAGGAACGACUCGGGUAACUUAUACAAUAGAUACUACCAAGAAUUGUCCACCCCCAAAACAAUAUAAUAAUAUAUGCCAUUGAGCAGACACUUUUUCCCCAAGGGCCUGAGUCACAUGUGCAUGGGUGGAACCAGCAGGCCAAACAGACAACAAUACAAUGGUUUAUACAUUGCUUGAACUUCUCCUUAACAGGUGCAAUCACAUUCCCAGCAGGUAAGUAUGGUCUGACCAGGGUUUUAAGUCUAUAAUGGGGUUGCUGUGUUGACUCAGGUUAUUCUUGAUCUCUUCCACCUCUUCCUCUAAAUAGCUGAUUGGAUUAGUGCUGUUGUGUAAAGGAUUAGCUGCCUUACUAGCCAAUGUGGAUGGGACAUGCCCUCAUAUACCGCUCCUGUUGCUGUUUAUAACAUAUGCUGCCAGAUGUUCCAUCUGACCAUUUAUUGAUCCUGUGUGGUUCCUUAGUAAAGAACUGGGGAAGUGUCGUGACAGCUAGCGGACCUUGCUCUGACUCCACACAGAUACCUGUAGUCGUCAUCGAUAGUCAAAGCAUUGAAAUCGAGUCCAGGUGGUGGGAUUGUACCCUUGUCCACUACGACCUUCUUAAACAAAUCUAAGUACUUUGUUUUCGUUGGCUCCAGUCGCUGGUAGAAGUCUCUGAAAGGCUGUUUUCUCUGAUGCUGAGUCGGUGUCGUGUUUGAUUUAAACAACACGUCUCUAGAACUAAGAGAUCAAGUCUCUGGGAGAGAGAAAGAGAAGAACAUGGGAGUCGCUAACUCCAGGGAUCACCAUCUGUACCACCCCUCACAGUCUCCCAUCAAGGUGGUGCUGAAAAGACGCAACGAGCCACUGAAGAAGGAGCGUCUUAAAUGGAAGAAUGAGCACCCUAUGACGGAGGGCCAGCUGAGGUGUAAGAGGGCUGAGUUUUGGGACACGGCCCCAGCCUUUGACGGCAGGAAGGAGAUUUGGGAUGCGCUCCGAGCAGCAGCGGUGGCCGUAGAACUUAACGACCUGGAAAUGGCUCAGGCCAUAGUGGACGGAGCCUGCAUCACACUACCACAUGGUACUCUGACAGAGAGUUAUGAUGAACUGGGGAACCGCUACCAGCUUCCUGCUUACACUCUAACCCCUCCCGCCAAUCUCAUCACUGAACGCACCAAUGACAGCGAAGCUCCCGAAAAAAAGGAGCCGAAAAAGCCUCCCGCCUUUCUCAAAGAGGAGUUCCAGCUACGAGUACGACUCUCGUGCGGUAAGGACCUCCGUAUAAGCGCCUCCAUGUCAGACACCAUCUCCCAGCUGAAGACAGUCCUGGAGGGGCAGGAGGACAUCGAAGUGGCCCACCAACGCUGGUUCUUUGCAGGUAAACUGCUCACAGACAAGAUCCGACUCCAGGACACCAAGAUACAGAAGGACUUUGUGGUCCAGGUCAUCGUCAACAACUACUUACCAGUUACCAAACUCAUGCCAAACUGAGGAGAAAUGGAGAAAGAUGGAUGGGAGAGCAGGAGGAAAGGAUUGAGAUGAAAGGGGGACAGAGAGAGGGGUGGCGAAAGACUGGGAUGGAGUGCAGGCAGAAAAGGAUGGGGGAAUGUUGGUCAAGGCCUUAUUUCUCUCCUUGGGAAGUUCAAGCACACCGGGGUCAUGUUCAUUAGUGCACACCGUAGGAAAACGUAACAAAACAUUUUGCAACAUUUCUCAUUGGUCAUGUUCAGAUGGCCCGAAAUGUGGAAAGACUUUUCUUCCAUUUCGUGCCUAGUGAAUAGGACACUGGACUGUUGGUUGCUGCAACAGAAUGUUGUAAUUAGUUUGUUUGCUUUUGUAUUUCUUAUCCUCUUUUUGUAUUUUCCUAAUGAGCCCACAUUGUUACUGAGUAAAAAUACACAAAUUCUGCAUAGCCUGGCAAAGCACUGACAAACUGUAGAAUGAACGGGAAGAGAAUCAUGGCAUAUGGAGAAGAGAUAUUUCUCCCAUGAGUCUGUCUGUCUGUCUACAAAUCAUUCCUUGUGAGUUUGUCCUUGUGGAACUUUGAACUGUGGAAAGUGUCCUGCCUGAUGGUACAAAUAUUCUAUUGGAUCUCUAUCUAUACUGAAAGCCAAUCGAUUUGUACCCUAUCGAUUGUCUAAUGUUUACCUAAUGGGAGAGAAGAAUAUUGACAGAUUUAUGAACGAAAGUGUAUGUACUGUUUCAAUACUUGUUGGAUCAUCAUAUACAAAUAUUUGAAAUUUUACGUGACAAGGUUCAUGAAAAGUCAACGAUUUGAGUAAAAAGUGAAUAUACAGGUUUAUAAAGGUGAAAAAAGCAGAUUUGAUUUCCAUCUACUGUAUUUUUCGAACCAUUUAUGGAGAAAAUGCUGGA